Messenger RNA from Paraphaeosphaeria sporulosa, 447 nucleotides. RefSeq lists its product as uncharacterized. Lineage: Eukaryota; Fungi; Ascomycota; Dothideomycetes; Pleosporales; Didymosphaeriaceae. The transcript has 2 exons. Bases 1 to 447 code for a protein of 148 amino acids. The record is from RefSeq and is a predicted model, not a curated record.
AUGGCAGAAGCGAACCUCUUCGUCAUGGUUGGAUCGAGAGUAACGUCUAUCACGAUAAGUAGCUUGUUCUUCCACAUUACGCAUAAUCGAUGCGCCUAUGUAAAGCUGAUCAAAGAGAUCAGAAACAUGUUCACCAAUCCCGACGAUAUGUUCAUGGUCCCAAGUUGUGCACCGACUGCCAUGCUACCACGCGCAACAUCGACUGCGUUAUCGUCAAUGGAGCCCGGAGCCCAGCUGCUCGCCUCUUCCAGCCUGGCCCAUCUCGUCUCUGAUGGCAACCUCUCCUGGUCCCACGUGCUUGUCGCGCUGGAGCAGAGUCGGAAUGACAUAGCUCGUAAGAUUGCACAGGCCGAAAUUGCUGGCGCCAAAGGCCAAAAGGCCAUCAUCGAGGCUUUCGGUCUCGACGAGAGCGCCCUCGCAGAUCUCGCUCCAGCAGCAGCUACCUAA